Molecule: messenger RNA, 261 nt
Organism: Nycticebus coucang (slow loris)
Lineage: Eukaryota; Metazoa; Chordata; Mammalia; Primates; Lorisidae
Product: ATP synthase subunit ATP5MJ, mitochondrial-like
Exons: 1
Coding region: 58-234 (58 amino acids)
Cellular component (GO): mitochondrion
Source: RefSeq, a predicted model, not a curated record
GAUGUGCUGUGAAACUGACAUGGAGCUGGAAGAUGUAGCCAAGCAGAAUGGAUUCAGAUGCUUCAAAGCAUUGUUAAAAAUGUGUGGGUCCCCAUGAAACCUUACUGUACUGAAGUUUACCAGGAGAUCUGGAUCGGAAUGGGGUUGAUGAGCUUCAUUGUUUAUAAAAUCAGGAGUGCUGAUAAAAGAAGUAAAGCUUUGAAAGCUCCUGCACCUGCUCAUGGUCAUCACUAACCAGCCUCACUUGGAGCACACAAGAGA